CUCCCGGGUCCAGCGGCUAGCACCCACGCGUCGCCGUCCGGCCGUCCGGCCGCCGCGUCGGACCUCCUCGUCCGCAUCUGCCGCCGCGAGCCGGCGCGCUCGUCCCUACCCCUCGACCUCGAGGGGUAGGCCAGCAUUCCCUCCGUCCGGCCGCCGCGUCGCAGCUUCUCCCCCAUCCGGCAGAUGCGGCGUCGCCUCCGCUCCGUCCACGUCCGGCAGCGGCAGCCACGCCCCUGUCCCCGCGCGCACUGUUUCCCACGCAUGGCGAGCGGGCGGCGGCCGUAGGGAUUUGGGGGUUUCUCCGUUCGCGUGCAGCGGUGGUUGGGAUUUGGGGAUUUCUCCUUCCGUGCGUCUCUGCACCCUCCUCCUCCUCCUCCCCCACGCCGUGAUCCAACGGCGCCACCUCUGAUGGCCGAGGAGCAUCCUGCAGAUGCAGCACAUUGGAUGGCCGAGCAGCACAAUGCGGCCAUCAUCACCAGCCCACUGCACGACGACGAUCUGCUCGAGAGGAUCCUGAUCAGCCUCCCGGGGGCGGCGUUCCUAGCCCGCGCCGUGCCCGUCUCCGACCGCUGGUGCCGCGUCAUCUCCGACGAGGGCUUCCUCAAACGCUUCCGUUUCAGCCACCCGUCGUCGCCCCUCGUCGGCGUAUUCGUGGACAACAAAAACGAGCGCAUCCCCCGCUUCCACACCGGCAUCACCACCGCCAACCCCGGCAUCGCCUCCGCGGUGCGCCGCACCGACAUCUGCCUCACCCGCCUCGACGAUGCUCUGCGGUGGCGCCUCCGGGACUGCCGCAAUGGCCACCUCCUCCUCUCCGGAUCCGACGGUUCACUGUGCAUCUAUGACCCGCUCUCCGAGCGGCGUGUGCCCAUCGGCCCGCGCACGCAUCUUGACCAGCGCUGGAAGUGCCUCGGCGACUGCUUGCUUGACGGCCUUGCCCGCCAUAUGGUCUCCAUGGAGCAACGCGGCCAACAGACGCAUGCCGAGGAGUCCUUCCGCGUCAUAUCCUUGCAGUGGCAGAGCAACUCCAGAUUCAAUGUACGAGCCGUUGAGUAUAACUCCGGCACGCUUGAGUGGCGCGUCCACCCACAGACUGGGUGGACGAAGGUUCAGUUGACGAAAUUGCAAUUGAAGGCAAUGUAUGCAGCCGGCCACAUAUUCUGGCAAACUGAUGUCGCCAGAUUGCUGGUGCUAGACACGAGCUCCAUGGAGUUCUCAGAGCACGGUGUCCCAUGGGAGAUAGUCUCUACCAGUUGGGCCAUCGGAGAGCUCCGAGACGGCAAGGGCUGCCUCGUGUGCCUCCAAGGCCUCAAUAGCUCGUUCGGCAAAGAUGGCCUCAUAGUGGAGGAACCUCUCCGCCUGGAAGUCUGGGCACUAAAGAAGGAGGAGGAUAAGCAAGCUAAAUUUUGUUGGAAGUGCGAGAAGGGUGUCCGGGUGAGCGAGAUGCUCCCGGAGGACGCUCGUGUGUACAAAGUCCACAAGGUCAUCAACGGACUAGCGCUAAUUGGCUGCACCAAGGGCUCCUAUGCUAUUGACUUGCAGACCAUGACUCUGUUGUCAAAGUUUGAGUCUGGUGGAGAUAUUUAUCCGUACCAGAUGUCGUGGCCACCUGCUGUGCUGGCUGCUGCUACUAGUGUGGUAUCCAGGCAUUUGGGAGCCAACCUGUCUAAUGAAGACAGUGUUCAGAUUCCUAGCAAGAACAUGGAUGGCCGAGAAGGCACCUCUUCUGGUGGAUCGGAAUCUGCAUCUCUCCAAAGUCAACUUCAGGUGGAAUCCCCUAAUGUCAGUGGAUCUAGUGGUAUUGAGGAUGCGUCAUGUGAUGAUGAUAACCAGCGUGCAUUGGCGUCUCUGGGUAUUGGAGAUGCAGUACACACAGAUCCAACAACAGCGGCAGCCAUCAAUGCCGUAAAUUCUCAUGCCAGCGAAGAAGAAACUGGUGGCUGGGCAUCUGACGGAAGAACAAAGCUAACUACAACUCUUGAGAAAGUAGCACAAGAAGUACACAUCAGCCAGACUCCUUUGAGUUCAGAGCAGAAGUACACAUCAGCCAAGCCUUUUAGGGAAGUCCAUGAGCAGAAGAAACGUUUCGCACGGAGAUUCACUGGGUGUCGCGAGGAGUUUUCUUCAAAGAAUAAAAGGAAGAUUCAUGAGGGAUCUAGUGCUCACGUCGAGCUUUCCACCAAUAGGAUUAAUUGUGUCAGCACCUCUCCUGCCGGUGGACCAGAAGCCCAUGAAGAGCCCAGGCCCACACAAGUGGUGGGCCGUCGCACAAGCAACCGACCACGUAAACCGAACAAGCUAGUAAGUGGAGACGACUGGGUCAUUUGAUAAGGACGGUUUAAGAAGCUCACAGUGCCAGGAGGAAAGUCAUCGAAGAUCAAUCACGGAUCAUAGUUUAUCUAGGCUCUCAACCCUAAUUAACCCCCCAAUUCUUGAUUCUUCUAUUCCGCACAAUUGUGCUUGUAUAAGCUUGUAACCUGAAUCCAGCGUAUUUCCUGAACCCUGUCUAGUGAAUUCAGUGAGUGAACUAGAGCCCAGUUAACAAAAUGCCACUUCAAGGACUGCAGUACGACAUUUACAACGGUGGUGUAUUUGCAUUCUUACAUGUUUAUCUUCUUUCCCUUUCAAGGAUUUGUUUCUCUGCAAUUUACUGCAAAACUUUUUUUUUUCAUUCUCUGCAACUUUGAAUUUCAGAGACAUAAAUGUACCAAGCAUUACAAGGAACAACAUGAGCAGGGGAGAAGAAAGGACAUAUCAAUAGAGAGCCUUACACAUAUGUGCUGGAGACACAGCAUUGCAGUCUGCACAAGUCUGAAUCUUUUGUGCUUGUGCAGUAUUUUUUGCACAUGUUCUCUGGAUACAGUUGCAGCAGUGUUAAGGGUGAGUUUUUUUUUUGUGUGUGUGUAACCUGGCAUAAAUUAUGAUGUGUAGUGGUUAUGUUUAGAGUAUGGCUCCAAUUCUUCUUCUAGAUGCAGAUUCUGUUCACCGUGCUGUGUUUUUGCACAAACCACAAACUGAAGCAGAUCGAUGUUCAGAGUUGAUAUGGCCCCUUUCCUGAACAAAAUUAACUUUUUUGUUGAGGGAAACUAAACCUUUAUUUAAACAAAGUUGAGGUCAUGGGUUCAAGUCCUGGAAACAGCCUCUUACAGAAAUGUAGGGAAAGGCUGCGUACUAUAGACCCAAAGUGGUCGGACCCUUCCCUGGACCCUGCGCAAGCGGGAGCUACAUGCACCAGGUUGCCCUUUUUUUCUCAGAGAUUUCUUGUGUGCGGCCCCAGUUUUUUUUUUUCAGUUUCCCAUGUCCUGAAACUUCCGGAACCGCCGAGCAUUUUGCAUAUCUCCAACAAGUUUACAAGCCUGAUUAGUUUUAAUUUUGGAAUAUGUUCGCAAGCCUGAUUAGUUUAAUUUUGUAGCUUUCGUCCUCUCCCACUAAUCUGAUAAUUUGCUAGACUAUUUCUUGUACUAGGUUCUGAAUGCUCUCACUUUUUCACUGCCGAUGUUUCAGAUGUAACAUGAACUGAUUUCUUUUGGAUCCUGUAGAUUUUGCAGGCAUUUCAAUAUCUUAAGACAGGUUAGCAUCACAUGUUGUUGCCUGUACUGUAGUGAAACAACAUUUAAUGAUCUAGGCACUGCAUAAUUGUUAUACAUUCAUAUUGCAAGCUCCCAUAUCUUAGAACAGCUGCAGGAUGUCAAGGACAAGGAUGUGGCUCUACCACUGAAGAAGCCUAGCAGCAACCGGAGCUUGACUGGUUCGAGAAAUUUGGCGCCAGUCCACGUCGAGUUGGCUACAUCAUAACACGGCACCGCAAAGAUGUUCAGUUGACUGUUGCAGGUGUAAUAUGUCAGGUUCUUGGUAAGGGUGACCAGUGAAGAGUAAGUAUGCAUAAUCUUUGGUUACGUUCGCAGCUUCUAGCCUCUGGGCCAUGCACAGGUUGUAUCGAUCCAGUUACAGGAGUGUAUGUGGUGGUCGUUUUGUAUAUGCUGGAAUUAUAUGAAGUAGUAUACUGAGUUUAACACUGUAGCGUUGCUUAAUUACAUCAAGUUGGUAUUAUCAUCGUGGAUUGUAGCAUCGAUCAAUGUUCAGAAUUAAUAUGGUUCUGCUACUAGUGUUCAUUGACUGUCA
Messenger RNA from Triticum dicoccoides, 4122 nucleotides. RefSeq lists its product as uncharacterized. The transcript is spliced from 6 exons. Gene Ontology annotation, molecular function: protein binding. The record is from RefSeq and is a predicted model, not a curated record. NCBI's taxonomy places the organism in Eukaryota, Viridiplantae, Streptophyta, Magnoliopsida, Poales, Poaceae. The coding region runs from base 409 to 2328 and encodes 639 amino acids.